Messenger RNA from Malaya genurostris, 1080 nucleotides. RefSeq lists its product as uncharacterized. NCBI's taxonomy places the organism in Eukaryota, Metazoa, Arthropoda, Insecta, Diptera, Culicidae. The coding region runs from base 252 to 914 and encodes 220 amino acids. The record is from RefSeq and is a predicted model, not a curated record. The transcript has 3 exons.
GAUAGCUAACGAAGACGACGACAUCGCUGAUGGAAGCAUUGUGCUAAACAUUUUGCCAUACAUCUAUAUAAAGCAUCAGACCACGAUUUAUCGCAGGUCAUUUGUGUUGCGAAUUCCAAAUCCGGCGGUAAUUGUAGUGUCCUCGUCACUAUCAGUUUAAUAUUUUCGAACGAAGUUUAGAAAAGGUGGCGGUAUUCGCUCAGAAGAAAGAUCUCCGUUAGUAGUGUACGUGCAACGGUAGAACCUUUGGAAUGUCUUCACCGAUUUUGAAUGUUAUCCUGUUUGCGUUUUUAUGUGCAUUGAUACUACAACUCCAUGGAGUCCCGGUUCCUUUCGACAAGGACAGUUCCCCUGAAGCGUUGGGUUCUUACUUUGGACCAACGGAUUCAGAAAAUAAUAUUGAAUCGAAUGAAACGGAUUCGGUAAACGGAACGCACCAGGAACUUUAUGUGGUAAAAGCUAUAGUCUAUGAAGUUGGCAUAUUAGUUAACGUACCCGACAACGAAACAGAAGACUACCCAAGCAGUGAACAACAAGUGGAUUUAACAUUCUUCAGUUCCUCAUCGAACAAGACUCACAUAAACCUGGGUAAUAUUCCGCUCCCGGUGGCGACCAGCGUGAACGGGCAAGUAUUAACUGGUAUCGCACCAGUUCAAAUCGGAGCCGUUUCCGAUUUGAGUGAUAUCCUACAAACCCUUCCGUUCACGGGAGCGAUAGUGAAUAUAACGCAAACCAACACCUCCUAUAUCGAGUUAUCGAAGCAGAAUAUCAGCAGCCUUAGCGAUACUGCUAGUGUUGUAAGUGUGUCAGAUUUGGCAAAGCUACCGCCUGUGAAAUCAUCAAUUAGUCAUCCACUAAUACCAACGUCGCUGGAUCAGACGAUCAGUAAUCUGGCAGCCAGUGCCACGGUGUAGACUAGGAUGAUCGACAAGCAAUUCUGAGAUUUGAGCAUAGAUAACAAAAGUCACACAUCACCGACGUCUAUUUGUUCGGAUAAUUACGAUAAGUGUGUGAUCUUUUUUUGCCGUUGUUUUGGUUCGCGUAAGAAAUAAACACUGACGAGGGAUGUUUUUCGCUAUA